AUGAGGAAAGCAAAAUGCCCCUUUUUCUCUGACUUUGUCAAAGAAAACAGCAAUAACCAAGGGACUCUUUUCAAAGCUAUUAAAGGAAUGCUAGUGGAAAAAAAAGCAAAAGGUUUCCCCCGACGUAAUGAAACAGCUCUCGUUAACGAACUUGGCAAAUAUUUUGUUCAGAAAAUCUCUAAUAUCCACUCUGAGAUAAAUAACGAGAUUUCUUCAAAUAAUGAUGGUCACGUAGAUCCUCCAUGGCCAAGUGAUGACAACGAGGAGUAUCCGGGUGAUGGAUCGCGUUUUGAUGCGUUUGAGCUCUUGUCUGAGGAUGAUGUUAGAAAACUUGUUGUGGACUCACACAAAAAAUCCUGUUAG
This is a messenger RNA of Paramuricea clavata, 363 nucleotides long. The record is from the annotation of a GenBank genome assembly. NCBI's taxonomy places the organism in Eukaryota, Metazoa, Cnidaria, Anthozoa, Malacalcyonacea, Plexauridae.